GUGGGACCACGGCGUUGUUACUAAGGCGGCCGCUAAGCGCCACUCGACUUACUAUUUGAAAUAACAAGAUAACGGACUCCAAGGUGCGAUAAGGCGUGACAUGCCAAACGCAGGGCCCAUCGAUAAUGCAACCCAUUCCUCCUCCACGUCGUGUCAUGCGUGUUGUGGUGUUGUUGUUAGAGAGCAAGGGCAGUUCUGUUUUCCGAUGCCACUUUUUUAUGCCAGGCACCUGGCGCCCACGCUCAUCGUGACACCACUUAAUCCGUAUCAAUUACUACUGUACGUCAGCCAGGUACCAGAUGGCCGCGUACGGCCGCCCGCAGCUCAUGGGACUCCAGAGAGAAAGCAGAGUGAUUACCACCACGGCCGCCAGUCGCCUUUCUGGUGCCGCUCAACUGCUAGAAUCUCGAUGAGAGAGCAUGGCAGUUAUACUCAUGACCCUAGCACUCAUAACUUGCGGCAAGGGCAUCCAAGGAAAAGGCAUCAACUCAGUGAUAGGCCCUUACACUGCUUUUGUGGAACGCUUUUACAAUUGUCAACCCGACAACCGGCCACUUCCUUGGACAUGGAAUCUCCGAGUUACUCACUUUAACCCAUAUAAACCAAAAGAGUUGCAACGCCUGACAGGUAAUGUGACGGCUACCUUAGGAACUUUUGAUGACAGCUGCUGGUUCAAAGUAAUUCUAGAUACUCGUUCAAAUAACCAAUGGAAGGAAAACGCCUUUGUCUUCAAUUUUAUUAAGAAUGGAUGUCGGGCUCUUAAAGACAACGCUCCCGGAUAUUACGAGCAGGUUUUAAAGAAAAGAGAAGUGAAAGGCGCGUGCUGUUUUAAACCUGGUGUUUACGAGGUCAACAAUGCUUCAGUGGACUGGAGUUUUCCAAAUGUUCCUAUCCUACCUUAUGGACGGUAUAGAGUUCGAGCAAUGUUUGGCAAAGCUGACGACGACUACACAUGCUCGGUUGCAGAUGCUAGGAUUGUUCCAAAAUCCGACUAGCACCAUGAAUAUCUUAAUGCUGUUUAUUUUUCAGAAUAUCUCGCAAGAUUUUAUGAUUUGUACAUGCUUUUUUGAUUGCAGUAAUAAACUCAGUGUGCAACUGCAAGUUAAAUCUUUGCAAGUGUGCAACUUCAAAUUGAAUACUUACAAGUGUUCAACUCGGCAACUCGGUAAGGUGUGCACUUGCAAGUGUGCAACUCCUCGGUUGAGCACUUCACGAUUGGACUUAUUUACGGAACUGGUAUCAUUCACGUCCAAACGGUUGCUGACAGAUAUACUGUGGACAUGUCGGGUUGCCCCCUAAAAAGUGUACAAGUAAGGAGUUGUACACUAAGUAUUCAACUUGCAGUAACCCGAAAGGAAACCCGGAAGGUAACCCGGAAGGUAAACCGGAACUUGCCAGCCAGGCAUUUCAUUUCUGUUCUCCCGUCUCCCCUCCCCUCUUUCUGCCAUGUUUGCCCCGCAACAGCUCAGGCGAUUACGAUACGGUAAGUUUCUUUGUAUCGACCCUGACCUUGCCGCACACCAUAAAGGGCCCCUUUGUUCGACGCGAGGCACACAACACGACGUGCGACAGGACUCUCUAUAUACCUAUGCGCGCUCGUCUAUGAAAAUCGUGGAGGAGAGGGAAGGGGGAGGGGGUACUCAAGUGCUCUGUUGACACGGUAAGAAAGAGAGAGAGAGAGAGCAAGCGUCCGAAGUGGCAAACGAAUGCGUUCCUCGUCAGCAGCUCUCCUCGCACCAGCCGUCACGGUCGCGGGAGAGACGGAAACGGCACGCCUGUCGCUGGAGAGGCUUUUCAAACGCGCGCGCGCCUGGCGGGGCGGCGCAGGCGUGGCCAGACAAAUCCAUUCCCACGUUAGUCGCAGCAGUCGGCGCGCGCCAGCAGCGGCGAGCAGCCAGCCCACCCACGCAGCGCGAUCACAACGCACU
Molecule: messenger RNA, 1928 nt
Organism: Frankliniella occidentalis (western flower thrips)
Lineage: Eukaryota; Metazoa; Arthropoda; Insecta; Thysanoptera; Thripidae
Exons: 5
Coding region: 420-995 (191 amino acids)
Source: RefSeq, a predicted model, not a curated record